This is a messenger RNA of Drosophila albomicans, 3241 nucleotides long. RefSeq lists its product as uncharacterized. Lineage: Eukaryota; Metazoa; Arthropoda; Insecta; Diptera; Drosophilidae. Bases 1391 to 3241 code for a protein of 616 amino acids. The record is from RefSeq and is a predicted model, not a curated record. The transcript has 4 exons.
AUUGGAGCAGCCACAAGCGACUAUAUACACGUAGAAAGCGAUUCUAUCCGUUCUUCUGGCUCUUUUGAGAAUGUCAAAAAGUGUAUUCAUUAUUUUACAAGCAUACAUAGCAGCAUGAUGCCUUGCUUCCUUCUUUUAUUUGUCAAGGUGCAAAAGACAAGGUGCACCUGGUAUUCUCCCCAUUGAUAAACCAUCAAGUAAAAGUGUUGCGGAAAAAACGAAGUGUUCUCAAUUGAGCGAAAGGCCAAGAGAGCGGCGAAUAGUGUACGAGUCUCUUAAAAAUAAAUACUUGUACAAUUGCAAUCAUUCCGUUGCGCCAGAACACGUUUCCACUCACGUGUGGUGAGGCAAUAAUCUAGCAGUUUUCGUAGCAAUGUGGGACUGCAACUAGUACGCCUGCAAAUGCGGCGGCGACUGGGUGCCAAGUUCUAUAAAUACAACCUUACAUCUAGCUAAUUAAAUUAGCAAUGAAUUCGUGUUUUCAUUCAAUAGUAUGGCUAGCGGGCAAACGCAUCUUCAAUUUGAUAACGCUGGCCGACAGCAAAUCUCACCGCUAAUGAGCAAUUAGUCGAACAUGUCAUAGCAACAUGUGAAUGGCAAAUGACACACGCAGUGUCGCCAUUUUAUUCCAGCUUGUACUUUGAAUUAUCGCCAUCUUUCGAUAUCGAUAAAUCAGUGUAGUGUGUGCUAUGGAUGUGCAAUUCACUCUGGCAUAACACUAGCUCAAGCAGUGCGCGACAAAGCAGUGAAAAUUAAUAAACAAGCAGUUCGAGCUGGAGCGCUAACGAAAGAAAAAUACCAGGGAGCUAUGGCUUGAGUUCCAGCGCUGAAGUAAAAUUUGAAGGAUCAUUGGAUCUGGACUAUUUCGUUACGGAAUAUUUGUAACCUACUAAAUUCUUUGUUGUUAUUUCACUCAAUAAAUGCGUUUAAUAAAACCAAUAAAUUCUGACUCAUUCGAUUUUCAUUAGAAUUGCUUUUAUUAUUAAAUAUUAUUUAUUUCACGUAUGUAUGAAGAAUGUAUGAUAUUCUAUGGUAGAUCUUAAACACUCCACCAGAAGUGGACACAGCUUGUCCAUACAGAAGGUCACUUGCGACACGUGGUGUUGAUUUUUCGCUACUAGUAGGAAUUUAGUUACGAAGCACAUUAUUCAGCCUAUAAUCAAUAAAUCUGGAAAUUGGCUAUUUUGCUUUAUAGUUGAUUAUAUAGUAGAUUGUAAUCUAAUCAAUUUCAUAAUAUCUAAUAAUAAUAAUAUGCUGCGCUCGUUUCACUGAUAAUGAGCAUGGCUAAUUUGAUAAAUUAACCACACAAAUGGCAAAGCUGAUUAGUUCACGCCGGGAACCAACUUGACAAGUUGACACGCGCAUUAGUUUUUAAUUGAUACAAACAAGAAUGAACAUGUUUAAAUCAAAAUCCUUUGAUCUGAACAAUGAGGAAAACACAAAACGAACGGAGCAUCUCUAUCAACCUCGUCGCAUACGUUGGAUGAAGUAUAUUGUGAUUCCAUUGACCAUAGCCUUUGUUCUGCUCUUGAUCGUCUGCAACAUAGACUUUUCGUCUGAGCAAUCACAAACAAAUACCAGCCUUGUGGAGUCUGCCAAAUGGUGCACAGCUGAUAAUAGUUGCGAUAAAAACGUGAGCAAUUUACUAAUGAAUACAAAUUGGAAGGAUUCUCUCCUGCUUCGACUUGAAAACUACAACUUUCCAGAAGGAAUUAUUUCCAGCGAGGUUUUGACAAAAGAAUACAGCUUACAGAGCUUAGAGGUUAUCAAUUGCUCCGUAAACUAUAUUAUGGAUGAUGUAUUCAAUCAACCCAAUCUACGCAGCCUGCUUGAGCUGGAGCUAGUUAACACGGAACUCAAAAAUUUAACAAAAAGCACAUUUCAAGGACUUGAAGAGCUUCGCAAUUUUACGUUAAUCAAUGUGAGGACAUCAAUGCAUUGCGAAAGUUUCAUGACGCCCCUCGCCAACAAUCUCACUGCAGCAACAAUUCACCAGCUGUACAGUGGUCAUUCGAUUUACAAACCAAGCGACUUCUUUGGUAUUGCAAUCUACACCAGUUUAAAAAGCUUGGAUCUUAAAGGAAAUAAUUUCGGGGAAAUACUGGAAACUGGUUGGUUUAAUAAUAUGCCAGCUCUUAAAUCAUUAAGCUUAGCUGAUUGUCGAUUUAACAGCAUUGAUUUCGACAUAAACACAAACAGCUUUGGAAGACUAAAGUUCUUAGAUCUCAGUGGAAACCAACUGCUUAGACUAAACGCUCAGAUUGUAACGAAUCCGAUGGACAAAAUUCUUCACUUGAAGCUAGCCAAAUACAGUAAGACAGCGACAACACUGCCAGCAAGCACUAUAGCUGUUGCAAAACGUGCUAUUUUUGAGGAUUCUGUAACAAGUGCUUUUGAUGAAGACACACCUAAAUUUCAGAGCAAGAGCACUUCAGGCUCAACUGUGGCCCUCGACACUACAACAGUGACUGCUGCGCCGCCUUCAUCAGACAAUAUGGAUAUCAAGUGCUUGAACACCGCUAAAGAUACCGUUAGCAACUUGUCGAUGAGCUGCAAUGCAGCAAUAACAAUUGUGGAUCAAGCUGAGACUACAAUUAACAUUAUUCUAACCCAAGUUGACUUUGAAGAUUGGGCUUUGGUUUACUUCUCCGAUGAGAAUGACAUCAAUUGUGUGGAGAAGGAAGACAAGAGUGUGCAAUUCACCGACAAUAUAUCGAUAACAGUGAACGAUCUGAGCUGCGCCACAUCCUACGUCAUCUGUUUGCUGCAAGACAACAAAACAUCGCCACUUAAUUGUCUAUCACAUCAUACGCUGCACUGCACAACGGUUGUGUCGAGAUCAUCCUGGUUUGAGGAGAACAGUGUGCUCAUUAUAAGUCUGGGCACUGUGGGAAUUUUGCUGUUUGUGGCACUCGGCGGAGGCGCCACAUACGCCAUUCUGUGGCAUCGUCCGAGUUGGCUGUGUGGCAGCAAUCGCUUGAAGCGUGCGGCGCGGGAUUCACUCACAAUGCUGCUGCUGCCGCAGAACUAUGAACAAAAUAUAUACAGUGCGAUAAGAAAGGAGAAUGACGGCGAUGCGAUUGGCGAUUACAUGACGUACUACCGCCAUUUGGAGCAGACGAAUCUCUACCAAACCGAGUCCAAUAAAUACAAUGUUCCGCCCCAAGAAAGCGCUCCCCCCGCCCCCAAUCCAAAAGGUCACACCUACGCAAGUUUUGAUUUAUACGAGGAACUAAUUUGA